GUAACCCAAAGUCGUAGUGCCAUGCUCGAAGAUGCGGCGUUUUCCCGCCAUCACCCUCUCCCUGUGUAUGUCUAACAGACAGCAGUAUAUAUUUUUGGCAAGCCGGAUUACAACUUUUCAAUUCCUUAAGGGGAAACAGUCCAUUUGUUUUUGUACUUAUUCAAAUACUAGAAACGUGUCUCGGAGCACCUGCCACGCCAUCUACCUUCUUAAGGCUCCCCAAUGGCUUUGGUCGGCUGGUGGUGCCCUCAUCAGACGACGAUGCUCACAACUCGAUAUUUCCCCUGAUACUUCGAUAAUUUACACCUCACGAUUGUAGUGACACAGGGCUGUGUGGCUGUUGGCCAACGUUGUUGGUAU
This is a messenger RNA of Colletotrichum destructivum, 360 nucleotides long. RefSeq lists its product as uncharacterized. The transcript has a single exon. NCBI's taxonomy places the organism in Eukaryota, Fungi, Ascomycota, Sordariomycetes, Glomerellales, Glomerellaceae. The coding region runs from base 32 to 319 and encodes 95 amino acids. The record is from RefSeq and is a predicted model, not a curated record.